AUGUCGAGUCCCUCCAGAUCACCUACAUUGUCAACAGUUUCAAACUCAUCUCCAAAGACUUCUAUCAUCAUAUCAAAUCUAGACAAGGAUGAUUUCGUCAAACCAGCUAAAGAUUGCACCAAACCACAAUUGAUUUCAAAGAAAUUGUCACUAGUAGACCAAAUCAAAUUAAGCGUAUUGAACCACGACGAGAACGUAGUACAGCAUAUCACUUAUUGGUCAGUAUUACCCUUUCUACACCGAAUAAUUAUUAUAUUCGACAAGGAGUUUAAUGCAAAAGCAAACUUGCAGUAUUUGGACGAGCUAUUAUCGAAGCAAUUUCCAUACAUAAAGCUUUCAUUACAGGAAAACUUGCUUCAAAAAUCAAAGUCACAAGACCAAAUCGAUGGCGCAGCAUAUUCACUGACAGAAACCCACUUGAAUGUCACCAAAAGCUUGGCAAACUUUAGAAGUUUCCAUAACGACCCCAAAAACGAAGAUGUCUCAUCUUUAGCUUUUGCAUCAGAGUAUGUUGAGCCGGCACCAGCCCAGUUCAACGUCAUCUCAGACUUGUCCAAGUUGGGUAUAGAUUUGAGCCAAUACAACAGUGACGAACAAUUGAACGAAUUGAAACAAGACGAAGAGGAGUCCCGCGCCAACCAAGCCAACAACACACAAAAGACAUCGAGAUCAGGGUCUAUAUCUGCAGCUGCAGCUGGCUCAAGAUCUAGAAGUCCAUCUUCGUUGUCACCGGUGUUACCCCAAGGUUCGCCUGCAUUUGCAUCGCCAUCCCCAUCCUCUACAACAACAGCAGCAACAACAACUGGAUCGACUAAUAGUGAUAUGCCAAUGAGAAGAAGGUCUACAAAAACACUAUUCAAGCCGGACUUGAAAGUCAAAACUAGUGGAAUCAGCAACAACAACAACAACAACAGUACUGGAGCAACAAAUCUGAAUGUUGAAGAACAGGCAAAAAGGAAAAAGUCUUUUCCAUUCGAUGAAGAGCUGGAGAAUUUCCCAUCUUCACCAACAAUAACCUUAGAUGAGACCUUUUAA
Messenger RNA from Lodderomyces elongisporus, 1035 nucleotides. RefSeq lists its product as uncharacterized. The transcript has a single exon. The record is from RefSeq and is a predicted model, not a curated record. The coding region runs from base 1 to 1035 and encodes 344 amino acids. Lineage: Eukaryota; Fungi; Ascomycota; Pichiomycetes; Serinales; Debaryomycetaceae.